Messenger RNA from Gigantopelta aegis, 858 nucleotides. RefSeq names its product luc7-like protein 3. The transcript has a single exon. Lineage: Eukaryota; Metazoa; Mollusca; Gastropoda; Neomphalida; Peltospiridae. The coding region runs from base 1 to 858 and encodes 285 amino acids. The record is from RefSeq and is a predicted model, not a curated record.
AUGGACAAAACAAACACAGAGCCAGGAACACAGACACAGAGCCAGGAACACAGACACAGAGCCAGGAACACAGACACAGAGCCAGGAACACAGACACAGAGCCAGAGCCAGGAACACAGACACAGAGCCAGAGCCAGGAACACAGAAACAGAGCCAGAGCCAGGAACACAGACACAGAGCCAGGAACACAUACACAGAGCCAGUAACACAGACACAGAGCCAGGAAUACAGACACAGAACCAGGAACACAGACACAGAGCCAGGAACACAGACACAGAGCCAGGAACACAGACACAGAGCCAGGAACACAAACACAGAGCCAGGAACACAGACACAGAGCCAGAGCCAGGAACACAGACACAGAGCCAGGAACACAGACACAGAGCCAGGAACACAGACACAGAGCCAGGAACACAGACACAGAGCCAGGAACACACAGAGCCAGAGCCAGGAACACAGACACAGAGCCAGAGCCAGGAACACAGACACAGAGCCAGGAACACAGACACAGAGCCAGCCAGAGCACAGACACAGAACCAGGAACACAGACACAGACACCAGGGAAUACAGACACAGAACCAGGAACACAGACACAGAGCCAGGAACACAGACACAGAGCCAGGAACACAGACACAGAGCCAGGAACACAGACACAGAGCCAGGAACACAGACACAGAGCCAGAGCCAGGAACACAGACACAGAGCCAGGAACACAGACACAGAGCCAGAGCCAGGAACACAGACACGGAGCCAGGAGCACAGCCAGGAACACCAGAGAAGCCACAGACACAGAGCCAGGACACACCAGACACAGAUACAUUUUGCCAUAAGAUCUUUGAGACAAAAUAUAUAACUUAA